This is a messenger RNA of Macroventuria anomochaeta, 1900 nucleotides long. RefSeq names its product anthranilate synthase-like protein component I. Gene Ontology annotation, biological process: L-tryptophan biosynthetic process. NCBI's taxonomy places the organism in Eukaryota, Fungi, Ascomycota, Dothideomycetes, Pleosporales, Didymellaceae. The transcript has 8 exons. The record is from RefSeq and is a predicted model, not a curated record. Gene Ontology annotation, molecular function: anthranilate synthase activity. The coding region runs from base 1 to 1512 and encodes 503 amino acids.
AUGGUUCAACAGCUAGGCGUUCAGCCAUCUCUCGACACGGUGCGGGAGGUGUUGGCUGCGGCAGUCAGCUCUCCGCACCCACCCAACCUCGUCCCCGUCUUCUCCUCCAUUUCCGCCGAGUUCCUGACGCCGUCGAGCAUAUACCUCAAAGUCUCCGCGAAAUCGACAUCAAAGCUCUCCUUCCUGUUUGAGAGCGCAGCAACAACAGAGACAAUUGGGCGAUACAGCUUCGUCGGCGCAGACCCUCGCAAAGUCAUCAAGACCGGCCCCGGCCAUGGCGAAGAGGCGGACCCUCUGCCCAACCUCGAAAAGGAGCUCGCAAAGAGCAGAGUCGCAACCGUACCCUCGAUACAACUUCCUCCCAUGACCGGUGGCGCUGUUGGAUAUGUUGGAUACGAUUGCGUCAAGUAUUUCGAGCCCAAGACACGGCGAGACGAUGUGAAGGACAUCCUAGGUGUACCAGAGAGCUUGUUCAUGCUGUUUGACACAAUCGUGGCUCUUGACCACUUCGCCCAGGUGGUAAAGGUCAUCACAUACGUCAAGGUUCCAGACAGUCUCGACAACUUGGAGCAGGCGUACGAGGAGGCCAAAGCCACACUGAUGAGAUAUGUAACAAUACUCAAGGACAAAGAGGUGCCAAUGCCUGAGCAGGGACCGAUCAAGCUUGGAAACGAGUACAAGUCGAACAUUGGCCGGGAAGGCUACGAGGGCCACGUCAAGGAACUCAAGAGGCACAUCAGCGUUGGCGAUAUCAUCCAGGCCGUCCCUUCGCAGCGCUUCGCACGACCUACCUCGCUGCACCCCUUCAACAUCUACAGGAACCUGCGAAACGUCAACCCCUCGCCAUACCUCUUCUUCGUGGACUGCGAGGACUUCCAGAUCGUUGGCGCAAGUCCCGAGUUGCUGGUCAAAGAGGAGCAGGGCAGGAUCAUCACACAUCCCAUUGCUGGGACCGUUAAGAGGGGCAAAACCCUGCAGGAAGAUGCAGCCCUAGCCGAGGAGCUGUCUAACUCACUGAAGGACCGGGCCGAGCACGUGAUGUUGGUGGACCUCGCUCGGAAUGACGUAAAUCGUGUUUGCGACCCACUCUCCACUCGUGUGGAUAAGCUGAUGGUUGUGCAAAAGUUUUCGCAUGUGCAGCACCUGGUCUCCGAGGUGUCAGGCGUGCUGCGACCUGGCAAGACACGAUUCGAUGCUUUCCGGUCCAUUUUCCCUGCAGGGACCGUGAGUGGCGCACCCAAAGUGCGGGCGAUGGAAUUGAUUGCAGAACUCGAGAAAGAGAAGCGCGGUGUCUAUGCUGGCGCUGUGGGGUAUUUCGGCUAUGGCAGCGUCGAUGGUGAUAAGCAAAUCGAGGGUGCUAUGGACACGUGCAUCGCGCUACGGACCAUGCUUGUCAAAGACGGUAUCGCGUAUCUCCAAGCAGGGGGCGGGAUUGUAUUCGACUCAGAUCCGUACGAUGAGUGGAUGGAGACGAUCAAUAAACUAGGUGCGUUCAUUUGUCCCUCCCUGUGAAUCUUCCCCGUCAAACGGCCGUUCACUGACCGCUGUUUGCAUCUAGGUGCGAACACACACUGCAUCACUUCAGCUGAAGAGAAGCAUCUGGCCGAGCAGACAGACGGCGACGUCGAUACAGACAAAUCGCAACCGCUAGAGGGCGAUGCAAAGCCGCGCAUCAGUGUGGCUGCGUAGAUAGUAACCAGUGACUGCGCCACACGAGGCUGGCGAUGCGCAGGAGUGGUUGGUGAAGUCAGCUCUGAUGUACAGGGUCUGGGCCAUGAUCGAAGCCAUCACAAUCAAGGUUUGGGUUAACGAGAUGACUACCAAAGUGUCGCCAGGCACGACAGGUCAAGACGCUAUAUAGACGUCACAUCGAUAGGCGCUCCUUAGAUCAAACAAGGUU